AUGUCCAAGUUUUACGCAGUUGCACACGGAUUUCAGCGUGGUAUAUAUGAGAACUGGGACGAUGCUAAGAAACAGAUAGACGAUUUUCCUCAGGCGGUCUAUAAAAAGUUCUCCACUCGCGACGAAGCCGAAGAAUAUUUCAACGCACGGCAGCCAAAGAAGAUUGAGCGUAGGAACCUUUACUGGCUAGCUGCGGCCAAAAAUCAGAAGUAA
This is a messenger RNA of Ostertagia ostertagi, 213 nucleotides long. Lineage: Eukaryota; Metazoa; Nematoda; Chromadorea; Rhabditida; Trichostrongylidae. The record is from the annotation of a GenBank genome assembly.